Molecule: messenger RNA, 2635 nt
Organism: Microcebus murinus (gray mouse lemur)
Lineage: Eukaryota; Metazoa; Chordata; Mammalia; Primates; Cheirogaleidae
Source: RefSeq, a predicted model, not a curated record
AGUCCCCCGCCCACGGUUCAAACUGGAAAAAUGGCGGGGGCUCCUGAGUUGGUAGUCCUUGACCCUCCGUGGGACGGGGAGGUAGUUCCCGGGACAGACAACCAGGCCUUGGUCCCUGCCAUCCCCCGAGAGGACUUUCGGGUGCGCUGCACCUCGAAGCGGGCUGUGACGGAAAUGCUACAACUCUGCGGGGAAUUUGUUCAAAGGCUCGGGGACGCUCUGCCGGAGGAGAUUCGGGAACUCGCGCUGCGAGAUGCGCAGUGGACUUUUGAAUCAGCUGUGCAAGAGAAUGUCAGCAUUAAUGGACAAGCAUGGCAGGAAGCUUCAGAUAAUUGUUUUAUGGAUUCUGACAUCAAAGUACUCGAAGAUCAGUUUGAUGAAAUCAUAGUAGAUACAGCCACAAAACGUAAGCAGUAUCCCAGAAAGAUCCUGGAAUGUGUCAUCAAAACCAUAAAAACAAAACAAGAAAUUCUGAAGCAGUACCAUCCUGUUGUACAUCCAUUGGACCUGAAAUAUGACCCUGAUCCAGGUGAGUCAGUGUUCAUUUAUGAUGAAAAUGAAGCAUCAGCGUGUAAUUUUCAUGACUUCCUUAUACUCUUCUAAAAGGGUCAGCAUCAAGAGUAUCUUCCCUCUGAUGCUUUAACUUCCUGCCUGUCAUCCAUACUUAGCUGUUCACCUAGAAUUAUGAGAACUUGCUCUGUAUCUAUUGACUCAGUUUCCAGGGAUAGGACCUAGGAAUCUGAACUUGUAUAAAGCUCUGUCCUGACCUAGAAUAUUAUAACACAUACCCAUCUCUAAGUUCUAUUCUAAUACCCUCCUGUCUCUAACUGCUAUUAUACCAUUCUUUGCAUUACAAAGUUAUAAUAUUAAAGCAUAUUCUCAUAGUGUUACUCCCCAAUGCAGUAACUUUCUUUGGUUUCUAGUUGUUUAGGAAAUAAAAUACAAUGAAAAUUUUAAUAUUGAAUUUAAGAAUAGGUAAGUACAUUUAUUAUGCCUUUGAACUCAGUUCCGCUUCCAUUUAGAUGCAUUCCCUAAAACAUAGAGAAAUACAAUUGAUACAGACUUAUGUUAAAUCAGCAACAGAACUGGCAUUGCUAAAAACAUGGCUCAUAUAUAUUUUUAAGUGGCUCUGUUCUCACAUUUUAAAAUUUAUAAUAGUUUUCCUAAGAGAAUCUUUGAAAUUUGCCUUUGAUACUCAAAAAUGCAAAUUACAAAAGAACAGUUAAACUCUUGAUUUAUUUGUAUGGGAUAUGUAUACUUACAGCUCUGAGUACCUGACCUUUGUUGAAUUCUGAACUACUUUUUACCAUGUCCCUGCUCCUUCCCGAAUCUCCUAAGGCAAUGGGAUCAACUGAGAAGAGGAAAUACAAACAUAAAGCUACCCCGAAGUUGGUUAAAAAUCACAUCACUCACAAUGUUUGACAUUAAAAGUUGACCUAACACUUAAUAAAUUGUCAUGGUUCACUAAAAAGAGGUAGUUGCCAAAAUGCGGUGGUUGACGUAUACUUGUUUUGGUUUUGAAUAACAAAAAUGGUAAUUGAAACUUGUGGUAUCAUAAUAUAUUCAAGUAUUACUUUUUAGAUACAGUUCAUUUCUCUCUAAAGAAACUUGGUUACCUUUUUAUCUUAGGAGGGAAAAUGUAAAUAAUUCUUUGUACAUGAUUUUACUCCUAUCAUUCUGAUUAUGUGGUAUUAGUGGAAGAAUCUAAUGUAUCAUAUAAUUCUGACUUCCAAAGUAAGCAAAAGAAUUAGAAUCUAUGUUUUGGAUAAAUUUUGAGAUAUUUGUUAUUCAUUUAUAUAAUGUUUAUAAGCUCAGAAUAGCAUCAGUUCCUUAAAGAUAGCGAAGUUAAUGUGUAGCUAUUAACUUUGUAUCCUUGGCCAAAAAGUCACUUGACUUCUUUAAGCCUUAGUUUCUUUAGUGGUAAAACGGCAAAUUCUAGAUUUGGAACCUGAUGCUUUAGGUGUGAAUUCCAGCUCUGCCAUUAAACAUUACAGAAUGUCCUGCCUACUUAUCAAGGUUGUAGUAUAAACCAAAUCAGAUAAGGGGCUGUGUAAACUAUAACUAAAACAACGUGUAAGUAUUAGUUUAUGGAGAUGCUACAUAACGAUAACCCUGUUAUAAGUUGCAUCCCAUUUACAGUAGUAUACCUUAUAAUAUUGGUCUUCCUGUUUCACUCUUGCUGUAUUCCAUCUCAUUAUACAUAGGCAGAGUGAUUGUUUUUUAUCCUUUGAAAUAUUUCAAACAUAUAGCAAAUAUGGAAUAUAACAUAGUGAACAUCUUUGUAUUUAUCAUCCAUGUUUAAGGGCUAUUCACAUUUAUCUUACUGGCUUCAGACCUUUUUAGCAGCUAAAACAUACAGAUAGGUUGAAACUUUCUUUGUGCCCUUCACCAUUCCAUUCCACUUUCUUUUAGCUCAGAAGUAUAACCGUGAUCCUCGGGCUGUGUGAAUCCUUCCUAUCCAUGUUUUUAUGCUUAACUUUAUAGCUAUGGGUCCAUAAAUAAUAUAUGGCGUUUGUUUUUAAAUUUUUAUAUAAAUCGUAUCAUACUGAUCAUAUCAUUCUGCAACUUUUUAGUUUACGUUCCUACCAGCAGUGUAUAAAAGUUCUAAUUCUCCACAUCCUUACCAGCUCUUGUU